AUGCCGCACGCAGAACGCUUCACGAUCGACACUGUCCAGAAACAUGGCGAUUGGAGAGAUGACCUGUUCCGGGAUGGUUUCGUCGUGUUGAAGGGCUUGAUAUCGACGGAGGAUUCGGAAAGGUAUAAACAGAAUAUGUUUUCCUGGUUGGAGAAAUUCCCGUUCGGCUUUGAUAGGAAUGACGAGAAGACGUGGACGCCUGAGUAUCUGCCGACGCAUAUGAAAGGGGGAAUGUAUCACGGGUACGCGGUCCAGCAUGAGAGGUUUAUGUGGGAGGCAAGACAACGUGGCGAACCUAACGAGGGAAGCAGGGAGCCGAAAGUCAUCGAGGCCUUUGAGAAACUAUGGGGUACAAAAGACCUUCUCGUCUCCUUCGACGGCAUGAACUUCACCCUCCCUUCUCACCCCCGUCCAGCCACCGAACCAUGGCCGCACAUCGACCAGUCUCCCACCCGCCUUGGUCUGCAAUGCGUGCAAGGAAUCCUCAACUUCGCGCCCAACGGUCCUCAGGACGGCGGGCUCAUGGUCAUGAAAGGCUCGCAUAAGCUCAGCGAGGAGUUUUUCAGCGCCCACGCUGACGUUUUGGGAAGGAAGACUUGGGGCCCGGGUGAUUGGUUUGGGUUUGAGCCGGAAGAGGUGAAGUGGUUUGAGGGCAAGGGCUGUGAGCUCUUGAAGGUAUGCGCUGGUGUAGGAGAUGUUAUUUUGUGGGAUUCUCGCACGGUGCAUUACAACGUGCUCCCUGAGAGCGAAAAUAUAAGGGCGCUGAUCUAUGCGUGUUAUACGCCUGCAUCCUUCGCUACCCCAGACGACCUGGGUAAGAAAGCGGAACUAUUCGAUCAGCGGAAAGGAACUACACAUUGGCCACAUGCAAAUAUUUACCCGAAUGACGAGAAGAAGCUUCGGUUGGGGAAACCAGAUGUCAAUGAGAGAGAUCGACCGUUUGAGGAACCUGAGAUGAAUGAUGUUGUUUUGAAACUAGCCGGGCGACUUGCUUAUUGA
Molecule: messenger RNA, 999 nt
Organism: Lachnellula hyalina
Lineage: Eukaryota; Fungi; Ascomycota; Leotiomycetes; Helotiales; Lachnaceae
Exons: 5
Coding region: 1-999 (332 amino acids)
Source: RefSeq, a predicted model, not a curated record